AUGAAAGAGGUUGUGGGUCAGAAUGGGGUCGUUAGAAAAGUCGAGCUUGUCCGGAUUAUAGCCGAGGCACUAUAUUCUCUCGGCUACUCCAAGUCCGGGGCCCGCCUGGAGGAGGAGUCUGGGAUCCCACUGCACUCAUCUGCAGUGGAGCUGUUCAUGUAUCAAGUGCUAGAGGGCCAAUGGGAUGAAAGUGUCUCCAUGUUGCGUGAGAUGGGCUUGGCCGAUGAGAAGGCUCUUAAGUUAACUACUUUUCUCAUGUUCGAGAAGAAAUUCUUCGAGCUUCUGGGUGGAGGGAAAACAUGGAUGCUUUGA
This is a messenger RNA of Striga hermonthica, 312 nucleotides long. The record is from the annotation of a GenBank genome assembly. NCBI's taxonomy places the organism in Eukaryota, Viridiplantae, Streptophyta, Magnoliopsida, Lamiales, Orobanchaceae.